Molecule: messenger RNA, 2163 nt
Organism: Pecten maximus
Lineage: Eukaryota; Metazoa; Mollusca; Bivalvia; Pectinida; Pectinidae
Product: amine oxidase [flavin-containing]-like
Exons: 15
Coding region: 65-1627 (520 amino acids)
Molecular function (GO): oxidoreductase activity
Source: RefSeq, a predicted model, not a curated record
UACCGAUGUCGUUACGAUAAUUCUCUCGUGUGCUUUCCUGUCACUCAUAUGUACAGUGAUAACGAUGACAGCCAGCGAAGUGGACGUAGUCGUAAUUGGAGCAGGGCUCAGCGGUUUGUCCGCAGCCAAACUGCUUGAUGAGACAGGAUUAAGUGUCGUUGUAUUGGAAGCUAGAGACAGAGUAGGAGGAAGGACGUUCACGGAACAUAAUGACACAGUGAAUUAUGUGGAUUUUGGAGGGGCGUAUGUAGGACCUACGCAGAACCGAAUAUUGCGAUUGGCUGAUGAGUUCGGGGUUGAAACGUACUUAACCAAUGAGGUUGAAGAUUUGGUGUACUAUAAGCAUGGAAAAUCAUACAGAUUCCAGGACGCGUUUCCUCCAAUGGGCAGCUUUCUGGCCACCUUAGAUAUGAACAAUAUAUUUAGGAAGAUGGAUACAAUGGGGGAAGAGAUUCCGGCCGAUGCACCUUGGAUGGCACCGCAUGCUGAAGAGUGGGAUAGCAUGACCGUGCAGGAGUUCUUUGACAAAAACGUCUGGACAAAGUCUGUCAGGGAUUUUACUUCAAAGUUCGUCAAUGUGAAUGUGACCUCUGAACCCUAUGAAUGUUCGUUGCUAUGGUUUCUUUGGUAUCUGAAACAGUGUGGUGGACUGGAUCGAAUAUUUUCAACAACGAAUGGAGGCCAGGAAAGGAAAUUUGUAGGUGGGUCUCAGCAGAUCAGUAAAUGUAUGGCAAAGAAACUCGGCAAAGACAAAGUGCUACUGAGCCAUCCUGUGUGUAAAAUUUCCCAGAAUUCAAAUGGUGCGAAGGUUACUGAUAUACAUGGUAACCAUUAUCAGGGAAGAUAUGUAAUAGUAGCCACACCCCUUCCGCUCCAAAACAAGAUCACAUAUGAACCGUCAUUACCUGCUCUACGAAACCAGCUGAUACAGAGGGUCCCAAUGGGGUCUGUCAUCAAAACAUUCGUGUACUACAAGACCCCCUUCUGGAGGGAGAAAGGGUAUUGUGGGUCGUCAGCCAUAGUAGACGACGAAGGCAUUAUAGGAUUCAGUAUGGAUGACGUAAAACCGGGAGAUAAUCACGAUCUUCCAGCCCUUAUGGGUUUUAUUCUAGCCGACAAAGCCAGAACACUAUGUAGCUUAACAAAAGAAGAGCGAAAACAACGAAUUAGUAAACUUUACUCCAAAGUCUUCCAAUCACAAGAUGCCUUACAUCCUGUGCAUUAUGAGGAGAAAAAUUGGAUGGAGGAACAAUGGUCAGGAGGCUGUUACACAGUAAUGAUGCCGCCGGGUCUCCUAACGAAAUUCGGGAGAGAGCUCCGUAAACCAAUUGAUAGAAUUCACUUUGCUGGGACAGAGACCGCCACCCAAUGGUCGGGGUAUAUGGAGGGAGCAGUACAAGCCGGAGAACGAGCAGCCAGGGAGAUACUCUUUGCUGAGCAUAGUAUAUCUGAAUCUGAAAUAUGGAAAGACGAACCAGAAAAUCAGCGUGUCAAGGCAAGACCGUUCCACACAACAUUCUGGGAGAGGAACGCCCCGUCAGUGCCAGCCUUUUUCAGAAUCAUUGGUGUGACGUCAGUACUAACAGCUGCUGCUGCUGGAGCCUUCUUCCAUCUCAACAAGAAAUAGAGUUUGUGACGUAGAAAAUAUUUUUAUGAAAAUCUUCUUCUUUGAACUGUAUUUUUGAUAAUAUUUGGAUUAUAAGAUAAACUUUAUUAUAUAUUCAGACAGAUAAAGUUAAGGUUUUGUUGUGAUAUAAAAGAUAAGAGUGCGAUUGUAAAAAAUCCAGUCUGAAAUUAGCAUUUGUUAAUGUAUAUGUUAAACAGAAUUCACUAUUUUUAUUAACACUUAGAAUGUUUCAAUGCUUUGUCAUAAUUUGGGGUUUUAGUCGAUAUUCUCGUUAAUGGUUGUUAUUAAUUGUAAACAGGAGGUAUUUUACCUGCAAUGUUAAUAUACUCGAGAAUAAGAUUAAGCUAUGAUGGAAUCUGUAUCUCUGUCCUAUUGGCCGGCAUGGUUUCAAUUUACCUUUUUGUUGAUUUAGUGAUACUAUUAUCAUUAUUUUUUUUACAGUUUAUUUUGACUUACUAUUCAAACAUCAUUUAUUUUGAUAAGAUGUGUGUGUCAUGCUGAGACCCAUGUAUAUACAAUAAAACUUAUAAAAAGUG